GAGUUUAUUGUUGUUGGAGUAAAAGCAGAUGAGCACCAUUGCUUCAAGACAGGUCACGUGGUUUAGCCGGCAAAACAGCCCAACUAAGUGCACACAUAAUCACGUGAAUCAAUGUCAAAAACGCAACCAAGCUAAAAGUAAGUUUGUAUGUUGUAAGAUCAAGUCAAUUCCAACACAAUCAAUAUAUUAUCAUCAUCAACAUCAUCAUCAUCGUCGUCGUAGUCGUCGUCAUCCCGGCAUUCAUCAGACAAGUGUUUAAACUCUCAAAAAAAAUAAAAAUAAUAAAUAAAUUUAUUUAUACAAUUGUUCUGAUAAAAUUAAUUCAACAAAUUAAUUAUAUUUCAAGUUAUUAUUAUUAUUAUUGAGUUGUUAUUAUCUUUUUUUUAAUUAUUAAAUUGAUAAAUAAUUAAAUAUCAAAAUGACACUUGAGGCAAUCAAAUGGGAAAAUGGAAAACUUGAAAUACUUGAUCAAAUAUUAUUACCAGCAAUAACAAGAUAUGUACCUGUACGUGGUGUUGAGGAUGGUUGGAAGGUCAUCAACAAAAUGCAGGUACGUGGUGCACCAGCAAUAGCAAUUGUUGGAUGUUUAAGUCUUGCUGUUGAGUUACAAAAUGAAAAAUUACAAGAUAAAAGUAGUUUGAGAAGAGAAAUUGAAGGAAAAUUAAAUUAUUUAGUAUCAGCAAGACCAACAGCUGUUAAUAUUAAAAUUGCUGCUGAAGAAUUAAUUUCAUUGGCAAAUAAAUUAAGUAAAGAUGAUUCAAUAACAAUAAGUGAAAUGAACAAAAAAUUUUUGGAAGUCAUUGAUUUGAUGUUAAUAAAAGAUAUAUCGGAUAACAAAGCAAUUGGUGAUUAUGGUGCAAAUGAGAUACUUAAAAAAAUACCAGAUGAUAAUUUGGUACGUGUUGUAACACAUUGUAAUACUGGUACACUUGCAACUGCUGGUUAUGGUACUGCAUUGGGUGUUGUUAGAUCAUUACAUAAAAAAAAACGUCUUGAACAAGUUUAUUGUACUGAAACAAGACCAUAUAAUCAAGGUGCAAGAUUAACAGCAUAUGAAUUGGUACAUGAAAAAAUACCAGGUACACUUAUUUGUGAUGACAUGGUUGCUGCACUUAUGAAAUCAAGAAGAAUAUCAGCUGUUGUUGUUGGUGCUGAUAGAGUUGCUGCAAAUGGUGAUACAGCUAAUAAAAUUGGCACAUAUCAGAUUGCUAUUGUUGCAAAACAUCAUGGUGUACCAUUUUACAUAGCAGCACCACAAACAUCAAUUGAUUUUUCAAUAUCAAGUGGUGAACAUAUACCAAUUGAAGAAAGACCAGAUCGUGAAAUGACACAUUUAAAUGAUCAACGUAUUGCUGCUGCUGGUAUACAAUGUUGGAAUCCAGCAUUUGAUGUUACACCAGCAAAUUUAAUAACUGGUAUUAUAACUGAAGUUGGUGUUUACAGGCCUGAAGAUUUAAUUAAACUUCAAUCAACAUCAUAAUUAGAUUUAUUAUUAUAUAUUAAAAACAUAUUUAUCAUUAAUCAAUUAUUGUCUUUAUUUUAAUUUCAAUUUUAAUGUUAAUUGCAUAAUUAUUUUAACUCAUUAACAAGACAGAUGAAGCUAUUAUUCAAAUCUAUAAUGAUACUUUUUUCUUUUUGUUUGCAUAUUUAUAAAUUACUUCUUUUUUUUUUUUUUUAAUCUCAGUUUGAAGCUAUCAGUUGAUUGCAAAUAUACAUUUUACAUUGAGACAAAAAUAAUAAAAAAAAAAAAAUGAUUAAU
Molecule: messenger RNA, 1759 nt
Organism: Aphidius gifuensis
Lineage: Eukaryota; Metazoa; Arthropoda; Insecta; Hymenoptera; Braconidae
Product: methylthioribose-1-phosphate isomerase
Exons: 5
Coding region: 419-1480 (353 amino acids)
Molecular function (GO): S-methyl-5-thioribose-1-phosphate isomerase activity
Source: RefSeq, a predicted model, not a curated record